UCGCACUUUGGAACAGGGUUUUGAAACAUCUGUGCCUCGGUGACUCAAUACCAAUGACCGUAGAUACUCAAUACGGUAUCGAAACGUCAAUAUUGAGCUUCCCGUCGGCAGCACAUAACGGUUUUGAAACCCUUUAUUCAGGCUUGGAUAUGCGCAUGCGUAGGAGGGUUUUACAUGGUCGAUCGAAGCACGCGCUUGUGAGUCCUCAUUACACACAAAUCAUUGUACACGUUUGUAAAUCAUCAUAUCGUUAUAUCGUUCUCGUUCGUAACACUUAACUUUAUCUCUAUAUGAACUUGAAUAACAGGUUAACUCAACCACAAGCGCGAACUAGUGACGGAAAGAAUAAUCUUCCGUCAUGAACGCGUUCAUAGUGAAACGUCAGUAUUUCCUGUUGUGAUGAACGUUUCCUUAUCAAAUGAACUUAUGAAUACAAUACCGCUUUGAAGAAGUGCGCGUAAUGUUUGAAUAUAGGGCAAAAUUAACACAUACCACCUAUUUUAUUAUUUGUGUUGGAUAAAUUUGCAAAUUUCCACUCUUUGGCUUCUAAUUGUGCAAUAUUUGACUUGUUUAUCGACUGAACGAGUCAAGUGUAGCCCCUGCCUUAAAAAAAAAAAAAAAAAUUUAAGCAAGAAGGAAAUGCGCCUGGGAUUGUUUUAAAACUGCUCUGACGUUAAAAGUGUAGAGGUGUCCAUGUUUGUAAGGGAUUAUCUCUUCCUGCUUUGGGUGUGUCUACUACCGCCUGGGUUACAGUACACAUCCACGGUCCCAGUGCUUGAACGCAUGGCCUAAUAGCAGAUCGCUAGAGCUGUCCGCGACAUUUUAAAGAAGUAAAGUGAAAGUGUGAAGAUGGCAAACAGACCAGCCCUGUCCACUGCUGAAGGUGGAGAAGCAGAUGCAAGGAGUAAAAUCAGUGAUUCCUUCUCAUUUUUGGAUGUCCUCCAUGCCAAUCAGUUUGAAGGAGAGUUUGUUGAACCUCAACACGCUGAGCAAGUGGAGGAAAACUUUUACAGAGGGGCCCCACCGAACUGGUUAAACUUCUAUAUCAGUGAACAAGCAGUGUCAGAUGGCAAUGCAACUCCUUUUAUCAAACGAGAUGGAUAUGAAACCCUUAAAGAACAAAUUCACCUGAGAAGAAAAGGCCCUGGGACAUCAACAAUUAAACUGUUUCAUCAACAAGGAUGUGGGGGAACCACACUAGCUAUGCAGGUGCUGUGGGACUUGAGGAAAACCUUCAGAUGUGCUGUUUUGACAGGCUCAACAUUAGAUAUCACAAAAGUUGCGCAACAUGUGGUCAGCCUUUUUACAGCAGGUAGCCAUGGCCACCAGAAAACGGUACUGUUGUUACUAAAUGAUGAGUUCAUAUUGGACAUCCUCCAGGACACGAUUAUGGAAGAGAUUGCUGAACAGGAUAUAGAAAUUGAUUUGCCUGUAGUAAUUUUACUGAACUGUGUGAGAAGCAGUGACGGGAUUAUCCACCAAAAGGCGCGUUCUUAUGAACUGAAACAAAAGUUCAAGACGAAAAUGAGAAAAUCUAUUAUUCUCAAAAAAGCUCUCUCAGACAGAGAGCAAGCAGACUUUGAUAUGAAAAAAGAAGAGCUUGGCAGAAGAUUUGGUGAUCGGUGCAAGCAGUUUCAUGGUUUUAACAUUCUGCAGUCUAAUUUCUCUCAAGCCUACAUCAGGAACGCAUGUGCUACAUUAGAACAUAUCAAAAGAACAAAUAAGCCACUGAAGAUGCAGCUUGCUGCCUUCCUGUGUCUGCUGAACGCCUACGUACCAGGUUCAUAUCUCCUGGAGUCUCAGUGCCUGGACUUCCUCAGAAGAGACAAGUUUGGUCACCUUUCACUGGAGGAUCAAAUGCAGCCUUUCAGUCAUCUGAUCGUCACCUUCCAACAAGGUGAAAGAUCUGAAAAAAAGGUUCGCAUGGCUCACAAUAUGAUAGCUCAGUGUUGUACUGAACUGUUGGCUAAUGCGGGUGUGACCAGAAGUGACACAACAAGACACUUCUUGAACAGUUUUUGCAGAAGUUAUGUUCCUCCAUAUUUACUUGGGUUUAUCAAAGACAUGCUAAAUAAAAGAGAAAUUACGGUAAUAGAGGACCCAACUCAUGGCAUUAAAGAAUGGAAAGAAAAGUUUUCCAGACUGAUUCAAGAUAUUACAAAGAGAGAAGAUGAGGGCAACAGUCUGUCAAUUUUGAUCAUGGCCUCAAAUAAGUUCUAUGAAGUUUCACUUUUUCCACAGACUCUUGCUCGUUUUUAUUAUAUUCAACUAGAAGACUACUACAAUGCAGAAAUCUGGGCAAAAGAAGCAAAGCGGAGGGCUCCUUGGAGUUCAUUUGUUGCAGAUACACUAGGCCAAGUCCAUAAGAGCCACCUAAAGAAGAUGCCCGUUUAUACCAGACCAAGUGAAAUUUUGCAACUGGCCCAAAAAGCCAUUGAAGCUUUUGAAGAUGAAGAAAAACUUGCUAAAAAUGAACAUGCAAAGGGUAAACAAGGAGAUGGGAAUGUAAAAGUCUUGCGUGCUUUAAACACCAGAGGGCUGUUUGGUUAUCUGGAAGUUUGCAGCCUGUUGUAUGACCAUCUUAUCAGACAUGAUGAACUUUGGAAGCAAGUUCUCACAAGAACCGUGUCACUGGACUCUGUCCUGAAAUCCACCGGAGAUAGGAACAUUGUCAGGUUUAAGGAGCUAAUAAACAGCCUCAGAGAUUUGGUUGAGAAAAGAUUUGAAUUUUUUGACACGUUUUUAACUUAUUCAUAUUCUGUUGUUAAAAGAGACGAUUCAUUCUACAUUUCCAGAAAGACAAUAGAAUGCUACAAAAAGUAUGUUGGAGACGCAGAACCAAAUGAUCAACUCCAGAAAACCUUCCACAAACUUAAACAGAAACUGGCUGUCACUUCUCCGGGAGUACUUUCAUGUCUUGAAAGAUGCACUAGAUCAGACACCAAGGACAUUGCUGUAUGGUGGAAAGAAAUCUGCCAACACAAACAUUCUGCUACACAUGCCUUACUCAACUACGUUCUGGCCAAUAUCAUGCUGAUAAAUCUGAAAGAACCUCCGUCCAGCUCCGACUACCAAAGCAGCUUUACAGAUAAAAUGCCAUUGGCUCCUGAGAUGCAACCCCGAGUUUCACAUGUUAGCUCUGCUGUUGUGUUGGCCUACAGAUGGUGAAGACGAAU
Messenger RNA from Haplochromis burtoni (Burton's mouthbrooder), 3176 nucleotides. RefSeq names its product sterile alpha motif domain-containing protein 9-like. Gene Ontology annotation, cellular component: cytoplasm. NCBI's taxonomy places the organism in Eukaryota, Metazoa, Chordata, Actinopteri, Cichliformes, Cichlidae. The record is from RefSeq and is a predicted model, not a curated record.